This is a messenger RNA of Thelazia callipaeda (thelaziosis nematode), 1305 nucleotides long. NCBI's taxonomy places the organism in Eukaryota, Metazoa, Nematoda, Chromadorea, Rhabditida, Thelaziidae. The record is from the annotation of a GenBank genome assembly.
AUGGAAUUUCACAAACGCUACGCCGAAGUAAUCACUUUAUUUGAUUAUGGGCUGUUGUCCAACGUAGUGCUGAAGAAGAUAGUGGAGAAUGCAUCUCACUGGAUCACUGUAGUGAAUUCGACAAGGGCGAAGCAGAGACCAGCGUUGCGGAAUCGACCGCUAGUCGAGUACAAUAUCGGUGACAAAAAGGUGCAACCAUUCUUCAGUGCAACAAAGUCAAAUUUGGAAUUGUUGAAUCCUGGUGUUGUCGAUGAAAAAUUAUUUUCGUCAGUGGAUUCUUCCCGCCCAGACAUGAUGCGGUCACUUGCAAACAUUUGGGAUGAUGGUGUUAUUGAUGACAAAAAUUGGAAUCCGGCACCUUUAACAUCAGUUCAGUUCGAUGAUUUUGCUAGAAGUAUUAAUGUUGAGCUUCCAGUGUCAAAGAAACCGAUUAAAGAUUUCUCUAAUUCUGUCGUGACGACUGAUCAAAUGGCUGCUUUGACUAAAAAUAUCGCCAAUUUACGUACAAGCGAUGAGAGGUCGCUUAACAUACCAUGUGUUGAAGAAAUAACGCAACGCAACUAUGGUAUUGAGAAUGUGCAGUCUUUUGAUUUGGCUUCUCCAUUUCCAAGUCGUGAUGAAGUCGACUGGAGUAAUCCUUCGUUUACAGCUGAUACUUUUGCUGGCUGGAGAAGUAAUAUCGUAGAGCCUCCUGUCGUAUCGGUGGCAGCUCGUAUAGCUUCUACUCGUCAUGAACGUCUGCCAUUUUCAUCAAACCCUUCAUAUGGGACGAUUGGUAAUCAUGGAUAUAGAACUAAUUCUUUUGGAACUGAUACAGCAAAUAUUAAUCUUGGGCAACAGUCAGCGCAAGCAUGGAAUCGCAUCCGCUUUCAACAAGCUGCACAGGCUGCUAGCAAUGAAUAUGAAAGUUUGACUAAUCUGCUUAGUUCGUACCGACCUACAUCUAGUUCACAGCAUCAUUCCUCGCCUUCACAGCAGCAUCCUCAGUCAGUUUUACCUGUCGGUAAUGUUAACUAUAGUGCUUCAUCUGCAGCUAUUCCUGGAUCCACUAGCUUUGCAAUACCUGCCCCACGUUCGCAAAUUACAAAUACUUCGAUUCCUCCUCCACCAUUUUUUAAUUCUCAAAUACCACCACCAUCCCCUCUUGCUCAUCGCGCUGCAAUUCCUGUGACUCAUUCUACAACGAAUUUGUCUUGGCAGUCACUUGCGUUUGGUGGGCAAACACAGGCGAGCAACGUCACAGAAAAUACCAUGUAUCCGCAGUAUUCGAGUGCUACACGAGGAAACUGGAAUUAUAAUUGGUAG